AUUCAAUUCUUUACUUUUCUCUGUGCAACCUCACCACCAAAUGGAAGAAUAGCGAAGUGUCUUUGCGUAAACGUGAAACAAUAAGCAUUGGUUACAUUUCCCUAGGCAUUCAUCCAACGUAGAGCGGGUGUCAUAGUAAUGAUUGAAAUAACAUCAACUUCUAAAAAAUCUAAGGGUAAAUUGCAGUCGUACAGUAGCAAACCGUUCUUGUAGUAAAGUUAGGAUAUGUUUCUUCCAUUGGGUAAUUCCAAGUGUAACGUUUUUCAACAAUGAUCUAGGAAACAGGUAUAUAGGUUGAGUGAGCUUCUUACUUGAUUUCUACUAGCAUUGCUUUCAUCAUCCGUAAUACAUACAGAAAAAAAUAAAAAUAAAAAUAAAGAAUGCCUUGUGACAAUUUCCUGCUUGCAUGAAUUGAUGAAUGUUUUGUAUUCAAGCCCAUAAAUAAGUACCAUUUCGACACAGUCGCUCGAAGAACCUACUAACCCAUACUACACCUUUGACACUGUCCUCAACAUAUUCUUUGAGUUUUUAUAUCUUCUGUAUUCAAAUAUUAUAAUAUGGCUAUUACUUUUAAGCAACAAAUGUUGUCUAUCUUUGGAAUCUUCAUCCUAGGUGGCCCUGUUUCAUUCAUCUUACUCAAGAAUCAUCUAUACGAAAAGCGAAGGGUGUAUUAUAAGAUGCAGAGGGAGAGAGAAAGUGAAGGCAAAACAGAAUCCGGUUGAGUUAACAUUUAUUAACCUAUGAAAGUAAGCAUUUCGAAAGUGAAAAAUACAACAGGGAUAAAUAUCCGCUUUCAAUACCCUGUAAUAGCUUAGAAUCUUUUGAACGACAUGGAAAUCUCCAAUUAAAGAAAAAUAAUCUCAAAGCUCAAGACUUUUGCACUCCUUAUACCUUUUUUGAUUCAAAUGCGUGGUUCAAAUACGAAUUGCAUACCGGAUGAACCAAAUUAGUCAACCAGCUUUCUUAUGUUUUCUUUUUUUUUGUACAUGCUGCUGAAAUGUAUAUUAUCUAUGUCUGUGAGAUUGUGGGAAGACCAGAUCUCCUGGAUAAUUCCUUAUAAGAGAAGUAGAGUAUUACAUGGAAUCUUGAAAACAACGCUACGUAUUGUAUGAAAAAAAGGAAAGAGAAUCAGGGAAAAUAAUUAGAAUAAUAAUUCACUCAAAUACUAGGGCACACCCGUUCCGUUAUAGAUUAAGAAGACGUUCAUAACACAAAAUUAGAGGUUGCGACACGGGUGAGUCGUGAUCAAAAUAAUACUAGCCUCACUUCCUCAGUGCCUUUUAAAAAAAGGUUCUUAAAA
Molecule: messenger RNA, 1300 nt
Organism: Schizosaccharomyces octosporus yFS286
Lineage: Eukaryota; Fungi; Ascomycota; Schizosaccharomycetes; Schizosaccharomycetales; Schizosaccharomycetaceae
Exons: 2
Coding region: 558-722 (54 amino acids)
Source: RefSeq, a predicted model, not a curated record